GCACGUGAACGCUGCACUAGACCUCUGUCGUGCCCGCGCCCACGCCCGCGCUCCCGCUCCCGCGUUGCGUGCAAUAGCGUGUUCAAGAAGAAGGAGAAAGAAGAAGAAGGUUGCGACUUAGUGCUUCCUCUCAACUCUGCUUGGCCAGGCGGGGCGUUUCAGCGCAGGACCUGAGAGAAACGCGGAAAAUAAAAGCUGCUGCUGAUUUUUGGUUUUUUUCUGCGUCCCGACGGCCACUGACUCAUAUACAGAUAUACACAGACAGGCCGCUGUUGAGGAAUGGAAGCUGAUCAGAAUCAGGAAGUGCCGGAGGCUGUUGCUGAGACCAAUGUGGCAGAGACAGAAGUGCCCACUCCUGAGCAGCCCAUAUCUGAGGAGGUGAAUGAGACUCCUUCGGCUCAGGAAACUCCCGAGCCAGAGGAGCCGGCAGUGGAAGAUUUAGAAGUAGAGAUAGAGUCCACAGAACAAACACCUGAAGUGGAGACUGCCAAAGAGAACGGGUCUCCUGAGGUGGCCACAGAGCCAGAGAAAUUGCCUGAGAAGGAGGAAGUCCCCGAGAAAGCUGCCGAGGUCCAGAAACCUGCUGAGGAACCAGCUGAGGUUGAGACAAAGCCAGAGAUUGAAGUGGUGGAGCAACAAAUAACAGAGCCAGCGAAGCCAGAUAAAGCAGAACCAGAAGAAGAUGGGAAAGCAGAGCCUGCUGCAUCAGAGCCUCCUGCCACAAGUGAAGCUGCACCAACUGAACCAGAAAAAGAGGCAGAGAAAGCUGAAGACAAGCCAACCGAGGUAGUGGCAGAAAAGCCCUCAGAGGCUCAAGCUGAGUCGCCAAAAGAACCGGCACUCCCCAUGUUCUAUGGCUGGUUCUUGCUGUCUGAUGUUGAAGAGAAGAUAAAGUGCUCCACGAUGGAGUUCCUGAAGACGCUGGACACUCUGGAGGCCUUCAAGAAAAAUAUCAGUGAUUUUACUGGGGAUGCAGAGAAGGAGGUGGAUCUGGAGCAGUACUUCCAGAUCAAUACACCACUCCACUGCACUACUAAAUUCUGUGACUAUGGAAAGGCAGAAGGUGCAAAAGAAUAUGCUGAACUGCAGGUGGUUAAAGAUUCCAGUGACAAAACCACAGAACUAUCUGUUGUUGGUCUCAUAGUAACUCCUCGUAUUUUCGGUGCCCGUGUGGCACUGACCACUGAGCAGCUCGCACUGUGGCCCACGGGAGCUGAUAAAGAGGGGAUUCCACCAGCUGACCUCCCUGGUGUCGAGGCUCUCCCAGUGGGCAGCCGUGCUCACGUGACCCUGGGCUGUGCUGCAGGCGUGGAGGCUGUUCAAACCGGUAUUGACCUGCUGGAGAUCCUGAUCCUCCAACAAGGAGAAGAGAAACCAGCCACAGUGGAGGAGCUGGAGCUGGGCACACUCUCAUACCUGGGCCAGGGUCGCUGGUAUCUGGCUCUGAGAGAGGCGGUCACGUGCGACGCAACAUUCUUGAGCUUCUCUGAAAAGCAACAACCCACUGAACCAGCCAAGAAGGAGGGUGGGGAGAAAAAGAAGAAGCCAAAGUGCUCAAUUCUGUGAGGAGAUGGAGAGAGAUGAGGAAGAGGAGGAGAAGGAGUGAUGGUGGUCUAGGGCUGAGACUGGUUUUGUGUGUGUGUGUGAAUGUUUUUCAGCAUUAGGGCAGGGUGUGGACGAUUUGGUUACGUACUACACCUCCUUACCAUUCCAAAGCGACCUCUCUUAGCAGGUGCCUUUUCCUUUCGCUUGGCAGCACAAGCACCAAGGCCUUAAAAUCUGCCUUACAGUCAACCAUCAACUUGCUGUAGCUUGUCGUUCACUCUGCGCUAGGUGCUCGCUCACACUGCAUUAGUCCUGUUUCCCCUUGCACUGCAGCAUUCAGUCUUCCCUGCACUUAACACAACUGAUUGCUUAUCUAAAUGUAUUGAUUUAUUGGGUUGUACAAGCAGCAGUAGUAAGAGUUCCUGUUUUUCAGGCAGACUGAAAUGACACCUUAUGAAAUUAGACAGCCUGUAAUUAAUUGUCAAAUUAUUGAUUUGUUAGGUUGUUUGGUACGAAAUGUGUAUGAUAGUUGGCCUUGGGGUGUGUGUGGUAAGUCAGAAGAUUUUUCUUUCCCUCUCCCUUUCUUUUCAGUUGUAAUAAAACGUGUGAUGAAUUUCGCUCAGAUUGCAUGAUGUUUGUGUCCAGCUUUAGUCACAACCAACUCGUAUACAUCUUUAAUGUGUACAGUCGCAGACCUGCUAACGGUUUCUCCUUUACUACUAAUCUUCUCUCUUUAUCCAGUAUAGAUGGCUGUUUUGCCUGUGGGAGUGAAACAGUGUGUCUAGCCUAACUCUCGUGUUCAUACUUCACAGCAGAUGAGGGUUUUUUUUCGUGCCAUUUGCCACUUCACAUGUUAACUUGUAUUAUCCUUUUCUUUAGCUUUGGAGCUAGUCUCACCUUUGCUCUUUCCAGCUGCUGUCACGUUUGACAAGCUGCACUAAGAAUACUGUGACUGGCCACUGCCUUGAUGCCUUUGUCUCUAAAACGGUGGUACAAGGCAGAAGCCGUGCUUUUGUAGGCCUCGCACGUCGAGGUGCUGUAUUUUUGCACUUGUUCUUUUUUUGUACACUUAAUAAACAAUUCGCUUGGCUCAGACAA
Molecule: messenger RNA, 2643 nt
Organism: Hemibagrus wyckioides
Lineage: Eukaryota; Metazoa; Chordata; Actinopteri; Siluriformes; Bagridae
Gene: cnp
Product: 2',3'-cyclic nucleotide 3' phosphodiesterase
Exons: 4
Coding region: 280-1566 (428 amino acids)
Biological process (GO): cyclic nucleotide catabolic process
Cellular component (GO): cytoplasm; membrane
Molecular function (GO): 2',3'-cyclic-nucleotide 3'-phosphodiesterase activity
Source: RefSeq, a predicted model, not a curated record